AUGUUACGUGACAACCUUCGUCUUCUCCAGAAAGGCUCAUCCACAGUUGCUGACUUCGGCCGCAAGUUUAAAGCUAUAUGUGACCAACUAGCCGCAAUCGGUCAUCCUGUCGCUGAGACUGACAAGUGCCAUUGGUUUCUUUGCGGUCUCGGCCCCUCCUAUGAGCAUUUUUCUACAACUUAUCGUGCUCUUGGUACUGCCUCCUUCCGUGAAUUAUUAGCCAAGACCGAAAAUCAAGAAAUAUUUAUGCUGUCCCUACACGGCACUCAGCAACUUUCAGUUGCCUUCACGGCUCAGUCACAUCGUUCUGGUAACCAAUCUCGUUCUAACCCUAAUUCCUCUUAUUCUAACCGUGGUCAUGGUCGUGGUCGUAGUGCAGGUCGUGGUCAUGGCAGACGACCACCUCAUUGCCAACUUUGUAGGACUGUUGGACACUAUGCAAAUCUUUGCCCAAAUCUGGCCAGCUUUGCAAAACAGGAUGCUCCUAUUGAUGCGAAUCUCGCAUAA
Molecule: messenger RNA, 507 nt
Organism: Helianthus annuus (common sunflower)
Lineage: Eukaryota; Viridiplantae; Streptophyta; Magnoliopsida; Asterales; Asteraceae
Exons: 1
Coding region: 1-507 (168 amino acids)
Molecular function (GO): zinc ion binding; nucleic acid binding
Source: RefSeq, a predicted model, not a curated record